GAUUUCAAGAUAGUACCUUCCAAAAGUUUGAAUAUUAAAUUGUAAAAAUUAGUGGCAACAAACUUAGCAAACCUUCCACUAGGGUAUUCGCUUUGGGUAUUUCAACCGAUUAUUAUUUAAAUAAACUCGUUAAGAAAAUCAGUUGUGUAUUGUCCGUCACUGGUAGUGUAUCGAUGUCCAGUGUUACAGUUUUUUGCUAAAAUUAGCAACCAGUGUUUUGGCGGCUUUUUUUUAUAUCGAGCGAUUUCUUCUUAAAAAAAAAAAAGAUAAAAUGGCUUUACCGACGGCAAUCCUUUUAUCUGGAAUCGAUACAACACAACUCGAAGAAAUCGCCGACAAAAUCGAAACGACCAACGACCUUCAACAUGGACUCGACGAUUUAAAAAAAGGAAAGGGUGUAACGGCGCUUCCUUUCGUAAAAACUCGUAAUUCGGACAGUGGAAUCGGCAGUUCGGAUUCCGAAGUUUCUCGCACUCCUUCUCCUUAUAAUAUUAACCUAAUUAACGAAAUUGAGGAGAAAAAUAAAAUCGAUUUGGUAAAUACUGUCGCGAAAAAAGAAGAAGGUGAUAAUAAUGUGCUUAAUGAAGAUGAUAACGCAUCGGAAACUUCGUCUGAUUAUUGCCCGGACAUCCCGAUGGAUUCGGUCGAAUGGAUGACAGCUAUCAACAAUUCCGCCGAUAAAUUGAUUUAUUGCAUGAACGUCAUUGACAGAUUGGAAAGUAAAUUCGCCAUGUUUUCUCAAUCUAAUUGCCCUCAAGGACACAUCUACAGCCCUCUGGAUCCCAAAAUUAUUUACGAUAACCGGGAUAUUUUAGAUUUGGCAUCUAACUUGCGACGUAACGUUUGGCAAUCGCCAUUAGCGCACGCGCAAGCCGAUGCCACUACUAAAUUUCAAAACGAACCAAUUGCUAAGGAAAUGGCGUCUCCGCGUACAACCGAAAAAUGUAAAAUCGAAGAUUGCAACUACAACGAACCUAUUUACGAUUAACUUAAUCAAAUUUUGUUUAAUUGCGCGUUUCGAAAGGAAAAUUAAUACAAAGUAUAUGCCGCAAUAACACUGUGAUAAAGCACAUCGUCCUUAUUUUAUUUAUACAGUUUACAAAACAGACUAAUGUACUUAAUGUAAGUACAAAUUAUUUGACGAGUUACUUUAAUAAUUCGAAAUCGUUGAAUUUUUUAAUGAAAUAUGUGUUUUUAUACUUAGUUUUAAAUUCAUUUUGAUCGUUAUUAAUUGAUUAAAAGGACAGUUGCGUUUUGUAAAAACGCAAAUUAAAUUUUCAAAAUACUGAAAUAACGGAAAAUUACAAUUACAGUGUUAACUAAUUGACAAUUACAAACUAAAACUGCACACCGAGAAUACGAGAACGUUGCAAGAGAAAAUUUCCAAUUUAUAGAAAUCAGCUGUAACAACUAAACAAUACAGCGUUGCCACGUAUACUCACCAUUUUAUCCUGAAAUUAUAAACGUUUCUCUCCUCCAUAUAUCUGGAAUAAUCUAGUUACCAGUUACUUCUUUUUUUAAUUUAUUUGGAGUAUCAAAUUAACAACAAUUACCAGUUACAGAUUCAAUUUUAAUUAAUACCGGAACUGGUCUCGUCUCGCAAUGACAUAUAUUCAAUUUUUGUUUAAAAAUAUUUUACAAUUUUUAUUUUGUAUACUUUGUAUUAUUUUCUUUUAUGUUUAUAUCAGUGACAUUUCUAUUUUUUAUAUUUCUUUAUUCAUAAAAAUAAGAAUAACUCAACUUUCUAACGAUAAAAGAAACGAUUGAGUUUUUCUAAUGUUUUUUUUUUCUAUUAAUUUUUAUAUUAUUACAAAGAUGUUUAUAGACAUCAUAUUUUAAAUAAAUGUAUUUUACUAACACGGAUUUAUUAAUCGUAUUAAACUACUGGGGUAGUACAAAUAUUAUCAAGUACCUGAACUUCGUUAUACUAUAAAAAAGAAAACAUAAAACUCUCAAUAAUUUACCAAAAACACAUGACUUUACAAAUGUUUACGUCACAAAUUACAAUUCCCAAACAAUAGUAUAUGCAACCAAUAUAACAUGGAGAUGAACAGAAUCGAUGUCUGAUAUUUUGUUAAUGAAAAAUUAUGUUGUCAUAACAAAACGAUUACUGUUUUUGUUUCUUAUUUUAUACUAAACCAUGUUAUAUGUUGAUUUCAAAUAGUGGAAUGGAGCUUCUUAUUAGUUGAGCAAAUUCAGAACAGUUUGAAAUAAUCUAGUCCAGUCCUGCGUAUUAAUGUGUUACACUGGUUGCCUAUAUCAAUGUAAUGCAUUUAAUAUUAAAAUGUUUUAUACUAGAAAUGUUCAAUUGUGACAUGUUUUUAUUGGUGUUUUGAAGAGAUAUGCUAAUUAGUUUAUUCAAUAAAAUUUUAUAGAUACAUUCACAAAUCUGAUGAUUCAUUUGUAGUAGCCCUGUAUUUAUUUAUAUAUUGAAUAUACCUAACUAUUUAUUAUUACUAAUUCGUAUGUAUGUUUAAAAUGUUUUUUAAAAAAAUCAAUAUUUUCAAUUAACUAGUAAUUUGUAUUUUAAUAUGUUUAAUUAUUAUACUUAUAUUUUACUAGAUGUCAAAAAUUGCUGUUUUGCGCUGUUGCCGUUUUUGUCAAUAUAUAAUUCAGUAAUGUUAGUUGCAUACUAAGUAGUAACUAACAUUGGUUUUAAAAUCAAAAUACUCAAAAAAAUGUUAACUUAUACUCAAAUAUAUAAAUCGUUCUGCUUAUUUUUAUUCAUAAUUACAAUAUAAUAUGUAAUAUUAUUUCUACUUUAACAAAUAUAAAUUAUUAUAGUGAAAAA
Molecule: messenger RNA, 2791 nt
Organism: Diorhabda sublineata
Lineage: Eukaryota; Metazoa; Arthropoda; Insecta; Coleoptera; Chrysomelidae
Exons: 3
Coding region: 272-988 (238 amino acids)
Source: RefSeq, a predicted model, not a curated record